UCCCCUUCUCUUUUUAUUCAUCCAUCAUCUCCAUUUUUUAACUAUUUUAUUCUCUCUUCAUUUCCAUUACUUCAAUGGCAACCGAAAAGGUGGUAGUGAAAGAGCUUCUUCCACUUAUAAGAGUCUACAGCGAUGGUUCCGUGGACCGUCUCUUAAGUUCUCCAAACGUGCCACCCUCCCUUGAAGACCCCGAAACAGGAGUCUCAUCCAAAGACAUCGUCAUCGCAGACAACCCUUUUCUCUCUGCUCGCAUAUUCCUUCCAAAGUCCCACAAAAACUCCACCCACAAACUUCCCAUCUUCGUUUACUUCCACGGUGGCGCUUUCUGCGUUGAAUCUGCUUUUUCCUUUUACGUCCAUCGUUAUCUCAACAUCUUAGCCUCCGAAGCAAACAUAAUAGCCAUCUCCAUUGACUUCAGACUCCUCCCACACCACCCUCUUCCCGCGGCCUACCAAGAUGGCUGGACCGCGCUACAGUGGAUUGCUUCCCAUGCCGCCAACAGUGCCAGUGCCACCAACCCCGAGCCAUGGUUGGUCAACCACGCUGACUUCACCAAACUCUACGUAGGAGGUGACACCAACGGCGCUAACAUUGCACACAACUUGCUGAUACGUGCAGGCACAGAGACUCUGCAUGGAGAUCUCCAAAUAUUAGGUGGAUUACUCUGCUGUCCCUUCUUCUGGGGCUCCAAGCCCAUUGGGUCAGAGCCCGUUGAAGAGCACCACCAGAGUUUGGCCAUUAAGGUGUGGAGCUUCGUGUAUCCCGAUGCAGCUGGUGGAAUCGAUAACCCGAGUAUUAACCCUUGUGUUCCCGGGGCACCCUCUUUGGCCACACUUGGGUGCUCUAAGUUGCUUGUUACUAUUACUGGGAAGGACGAGUUUAGAGACAGGGAUAUUCUGUAUUACGAGAGCGUUAAGAAAAGUGGGUGGAAAGGUGAAGUUGAACUGUUCGAUGCUGGCGAUGAGGCGCAUGCUUUCCAGAUGUUCAAGCCUGAAACUGAUCUUGCUAAGGCAAUGAUCAAACGCUUGGCUUCUUUUCUUGUAUGACUGUUCUUCUCCCUUCUUCGUGAAGCGUUAGGAUUCAUCAUAGUCAAAAAAAUGAUGAUGAUAUUAGACACGAUAGAUAUGAGAGCUUCAGAAAUAAAAAGGGUGGGUCGACUUGUUUUUUUUCUCUAGUUUGAUAUUGAAUUUUACCAUUUUUAAAUUAUUGUAUUGUUUACUCGUUUGCAACUUUGUAUCUUUAAAGAAAUAAUUUUUUUUUUUUUGAA
Cajanus cajan (pigeon pea) is the source of this 1267-nucleotide messenger RNA. Its product is annotated as 2-hydroxyisoflavanone dehydratase. NCBI's taxonomy places the organism in Eukaryota, Viridiplantae, Streptophyta, Magnoliopsida, Fabales, Fabaceae. Gene Ontology annotation, molecular function: carboxylic ester hydrolase activity. The record is from RefSeq and is a predicted model, not a curated record.